Molecule: messenger RNA, 1200 nt
Organism: Closterium sp. NIES-65
Lineage: Eukaryota; Viridiplantae; Streptophyta; Zygnematophyceae; Desmidiales; Closteriaceae
Source: the annotation of a GenBank genome assembly
AUGAUUGGGGAUGUGCUGGUAUGGGGGGUGGUAUGGCUGGGGAUGUGCUGGUAUGGGGGAUGGUAUGGCUGGCGAUGUGCUGGUAUGGGGGAUGGUAUGGCUGGGGAUGUGCAGGUAUGGGGGAUGGUAUGGCUGGGGAUGUGCUGGAACGGUGAAUGGUAUGGCUGGGGAUGUGCUGGUAUGGGGGAUGGUAUGGCUGGGGAUGUGCUGGUACGGGGGAUGGUAUGGCUGGGGAUGUGCUGGUAUGGGGGAUGGUAUGGCUGGGGAUGUGCUGGUAUGGGGGAUGGUAUGGCUGGGGAUGUUCUGGUACGGUGGAUGGUAUGGCUGGGGAUGUGCUGGUACGGGGGAUGGUAUGGCUGGGGAUGUGCUGGUACGGGGGAUGGUAUGGCUGGGGAUGUGCUGGUACAGGGGAUGGUGUGGCUGGGGAUGUGCUGGUAUGGGGGAUGGUAUGGCUGGGGAUGUGCUGGUAUGGGGGAUGGUAUGGCUGGGGAUGUGAUGGUACAGGGGAUGGUAUGGCUGGGGAUGUGCUGGUAUGGGGGAUGGUAUGGCUGGGGAUGGGCUGGUACAGGGGAUGGUGUGGCUGGGGAUGGGCUGGUACAGGGGAUGGUGUGGCUGGGGAUGGGCUGGUACAGGGGAUGGUAUGGCUGGGGAUGUGCUGGUACAGGGGAUGGUGUGGCUGGGGAUGGGCUGGUACAGGGGAUGGUGUGGCUGGGGAUGGGCUGGUACAGGGGAUGGUGUGGCUGGGGAUGGGCUGGUACAGGGGAUGGUGUGGCUGGGGAUGGGCUGGUACAGGGGAUGGUGUGGCUGGGGAUGGGCUGGUUCAGGGGAUGGUGUGGCUGGGGAUGGGCUGGUACAGGGGAUGGUGUGGCUGGGGAUGGGCUGGUACAGGGGAUGGUGUGGCUGGGGAUGGGCUGGUACAGGGGAUGGUGUGGCUGGGGAUGGGCUGGUACGGGCCGUGCUCUUAGCCCCAACCUCUCUGUGCCCCGAGCUCCUGGGCCUGCACUCGCGGCCACCAUCCCUACCUAUCAACCCCCAUGCCCAUCUCCUCCACCAUACCAUCUCUUUUUUCACCCCCCAUCGUUUUUCCCCUCCUGCCACGUCAUCCCCCUUGCAGGCUGCAUUGCUGACAGAGGCUCGCUUCAUGCCAGGCUGUCACAUGGGCGGCGCUGUGCUGGCCUACUGCCACCUCACCCUUCAUGA